This is a messenger RNA of Cryptosporidium ubiquitum, 2616 nucleotides long. RefSeq lists its product as uncharacterized. Gene Ontology annotation, cellular component: nucleoplasm; protein phosphatase 4 complex. NCBI's taxonomy places the organism in Eukaryota, Apicomplexa, Conoidasida, Eucoccidiorida, Cryptosporidiidae. Bases 1 to 2616 code for a protein of 871 amino acids. The transcript is spliced from 2 exons. Gene Ontology annotation, biological process: protein dephosphorylation. Gene Ontology annotation, molecular function: protein phosphatase activator activity. The record is from RefSeq and is a predicted model, not a curated record.
AUGACUAUUUCAGAAUCGGAGUCUAUAAAGAACAUUUCAGUCCCAGAGCAUAAAGCUUAUUGUUUUAAUUCAUGGCCUCUAGAGUACCGUCGAGUCAAACUUUACGAAGUAAAUCCUGAAAAUGGUAACUGGAUUGAUUGUGGAACUGGCUUUUUAAAAUUAAAUAAGGGUAAUGAUAAGUUUAAUCUUGUGGUUUUGAGUGAUGAAGAUCCAAAUUUUGGGAAAGAAAUCCACUCACAAAGAAAGAACACUGGCGAUUUACUUGAAAUUGAUAACAUAGUUAAGUUAGUAAACACCCCCAUUGAUUUAAAUCGCGAAUAUUGCCACCAGAAGGAGAGUAUUAUUACUUGGCAGGAUGGGCUAAAUUCAGAUCUAUACAGAGCAUUAAGUUUCCAACAUUCAGAAAGUUGUAAUUCAAUUUGGAGCAUAAUCACUUCUUUAGUUCCUCAUUUGUGCGUUGACCUUCUAGAAGGAGAAUUGCCCGAAGAAAGUACUAACUACAUGGUAUUGGAUAGGCCAACCUCAAAUAACAUAGAUCAAAUAAUAGAUGAUCUUGAGUUGGACUCCAAUAUCCUUAACUCCGAAAAUAUUGUCAUGGAUGUUUUAAGUAGAGAAUUUUUGGAUUCACUCUUUAACUUAAUGGAGGAGUUUGAACAAAACUCUGAUAUAAUUGGAUUACAUAAAAUAUUUCAAGUUAUUCGUAGAAUAAUAGUUCUUUAUAGCAGUUUCAAUGAAGUAUUUGAGACUUUGCUGAGUGAUGAAUAUUAUUUAAAAUUUUUUAAAGCAUGCGAAUAUGAUGAAUCAUUGGAAAAUUAUAAAAUAAAAUUUUCUCACAAGAAAUUUUUAGAAAAUGUUAAAUUUCAUAGUGUUGUUCCUUUACCAGAAGUUCGAACUAUUCAUCUUAAUUAUAGAUUAAUGUAUUUGAGAGAUGUCGUUAUGCCUAGGCAUCUUGAUGAGCAAAGUCUUCAAAAAAUAGCAACGAUAAUAAAUAAUAAUUUCUCAUCAAUAAUUAGUAUGAUAAUAACCACUAGUGAUAUUUGGAAAUAUCUUAAAGAAAAUAUACAGAAAAAUUUUCUUGUUGCGAAAUUUAUUCAUGCGGUUUUGACAGUUUUGAAACAAAACCCAUUGCUUUCUGUUUAUGAAAGACAUCAAGUAUUUAUCCAUCUUAAAGCUAACAAUAUUUUAAGUGAAUUUUAUGGCUAUUUGAACGAGAAUUGUAUUGGAGCUAAACAAAUGUUGGAAUUAUCUUCUUCAAAUGAUGUUUGUAAAAACAUUUCAAGUAAUGCUGAUUUAUCGCUUUUAUAUUACUCUAAUAUAAUGCCAAUUGACUUAGCAGUUGAGGUUUACUCAAUGGUUUGUGAAAUAAAUCCAGGUCUACUGAGACACGCUAUUCACGAAUCCACUUCACAAUAUUUUAAAGUUCAUAAAGAAACUAAUCUACAUAGCUCAGAAAUCGGUGAAAAUUUAUACAUUGACAGUGGGAUCCAACGAAAUCCAGAAGAAAGCCUUGAAGAAGUAGUAAAUUUAUCUAACGGAUCUAAUAAUUUCCACUCAUUAUGGGCGACUCUAUGCGAAAUUUUUAUUAAUUCAAGGAGUGAAAGUGUACAAGUGCAAAUUUGCACAAUUUUUAAACGAAUAUUGGACCCGAAAACUAUGGAUGUUCCAGAAAGAGAUGACUCGCUUUCUUUAUUUUAUGACAUGGGCAUACUAGACAAAUUAAUAGAUAAUUUACUCAAUGAAUCUCGAAUUUUUACCGAAUUUAACCCACUAUAUUCCGCGAGGGUAUUAUUUUGCGAUAUUCUUGCAACUUGUGUACAAGAACACAAUUACAGAAUUAAAUACAAAAUACUUCAAAACCAAUUACCACAAAAAUUGUUACGUAUUGCCACUCGCCCAUUCCACAAAAUUUUUUCUAUUUCAGUUGUUAAAUUUUUAAGGACUUGCCUUGGAACUCGAGAUGACUUUUAUUAUCGUUUGUUCACCAAAUAUGAUAUUUUUAAAUACAUUUUUUUAAUUAUGGGGCAAUUAAAAGUACCUAGAAAUAGAGGAGAAGGAUCGAUUUUGGAAAGUGUGAUAAUUGAAAUGCUUGAUUUUAUAUGUAGAAACAAUAUUCAGUUAAUUAUGAAAUAUUUACUGGAAAACUAUAUUAUUGUAAUUCGGAAUUUAAAUUUUAAGGCAUCAAAAGGUUCUAAAUGUAGAGUUUUUUCUAGAAUACUUGAAUCAUUUAGUGCAAUGUCGAAGGCUGCUUCAUCUGUAAAUAGCUGCGAAGAAAUGAGUUUGAAUAUUUUAUCAUCAGCUAAUACAGACUUAAAUAUGACCGCAGAACAAAAUGAAAAAUCGUCCCAUUUAAUUUAUGAAAAAAGAAAAGCUCAAAAACAAAAAUUUCAAUGUUUGGAUAGAUUAUCUAGUAGUGUUGGCAGUUUCAACAGUAAUAUUAUGAAAGAAACGGAAGAUCUUAAACCCAAAACUGUCGAUCAAAUUGAUGUAAUACCUAAAAAGGAGGUAUCUGAAAUAUUUGAGAAUGACUUUGAUAGUUUUCACAAAUACAAUAACGAACAAGAAAAAAGACUUAUUCGUAGAAAAAAAAUUGAAAUACAACUAAAACUUAGUUUAUAA